AUGCUGGAAAACAGUACAGAUAGCAACGUGAAUAAAAAUUGGUGCAUGCUGGAGGAAAAAACGGAUUUACGUCGGACGUACGACAUACUGCAGCAACUUGUAAUCGAUCUUCGAGGAGAGCAGUCAUCUGACAGCGAGAUCCAAAGUGAAGAAGAAGACACUUUAGACCAUGAUAUUGUACCAAUUAUUUAUAGUGAAGAUGAAUUUUGA
This is a messenger RNA of Parnassius apollo (apollo), 210 nucleotides long. Lineage: Eukaryota; Metazoa; Arthropoda; Insecta; Lepidoptera; Papilionidae. The record is from the annotation of a GenBank genome assembly.